Messenger RNA from Symbiodinium sp. CCMP2456, 1972 nucleotides. Lineage: Eukaryota; Dinophyceae; Suessiales; Symbiodiniaceae. The record is from the annotation of a GenBank genome assembly.
AUGGCCGCACCGCGGCUUUGCACUGAAAGCAGUGAGCUGUCGGCCUACUUUUCCGGCCAGUACCUCAAGGGUGAGCUCUACGAAGGUAGGUACUACAAGGAGGAUGCAGUGAACGACAUACCGACAUUCCGAUACGACGGACCAGAUGGCACCAUACAAACCUGGCAACAUGCUUUCAAUUUGCAAGAUCUCGCGCCUGCGGCUGAUGGUGUCAUCAUUCUCUACCACUACACCAACGAGCUUGGCUUCCAAAACGUGGGCAACAUGAGGCAGUCUGCGGCGGAGCUGUUUGCUUCGCUUGUUGCCGAGCGUGCCCACUUCGGCAAGGGUGUCUACACCACGCAGUAUGAGCCUACCGUGUGGCGGGAGAGGAUACGCGCCCUGCUAAACAACUACAGCAAUCUGGACCCACUGCGUGCGGAUCCCUUCGAUGAGGACGGCGAGAAGAGGAACCAAGAGUGGGGCCAAGGCAACGCGCACGGCCACCGGGCCGGUUUCUGCGUGCCGCUGAUAGUCCCAAAGAAGCUUGCCCACAAUAUCUUCGAGAGGCACACGCCUGACAUGGCCCAGAUUCGCAUCGAGGGACGACCUCUGAAUCUGGGCGAAGACAUCAAGGGUCGGAAGGUACAUGGAAAUAGGGAUGUUUGGGUGGUUCAAAUCACAGACCAGGGGGGCUCGGUGCAGCAUGCCCAGAUGAAGUCUGAUGCCCUUUCAGAUGUCUUGGAGAAGCGCCUGCAGCUACUUUGGAAACGGGGUCCGAAGGACGAGAAGACCCUAAAGUGUAUGGGCGAGCUAGCUUCCAGGUACCAGGGGCGCGGUAAAUAUUCGGAGGCAGAGCCCCUCCUCACCCAGCUCUAUGCGAUGCGUAGAGAAGGCCAAGCUGGCAAGGAGAGCGAAAGAGACAAGAGCUUGGCGGCCUUAGCCGGGUUGAUGCACCAGCAGGGAAAGCUCUAUGAUGCAGAGCCCUUCUUCCGGAAGGCCCUGAAGGGUCUCCGAAGUGAGCUUGGAGACGACCAUCCCGACACCCUCGGCUGCAAGGCGGCCUUUGCUGCCUUGCUUGAGGACAUGGGCAAGCAUGAUGAGGCCGCAUUGCUCCUUGCCAAGAAGAAAGCCAUGGUAGCACCAACAGGCGAGGAUCGGCGUACACGCGAGCAACGCGAGCAAGAAGCACGUGGCAAGCUGAAGGCGGCUCUUGCAGAGCACGGCCCGGAACACGAUGUAACCCGGCAGGGCAUGCGCGAUCUGGCGGCAGUGUUGAAGGAGAAGGGCAAUUUCCAUGAGGCUGACAUGCUUUAUCACAUGAGUGGCGGUCCACCUUCCGAAGGGAAGCCUGAGAAAGGGGCCCAGACUGCACAGGGGUCUCCCCAUGCUUUACGGCGGAAGCUUCAGCAAACGCUUGAGAAGUUGGGAGCGACGCAUCCGGACAGCUUGGGUGCCAUGCACUCUUUGGCUUGUGCCUUGCACCAGCAGGGUGAGCUGAGUGAGGCACAGAAGCUCUGCAGCCAGGCACUGAAGGGGCGACGUGAGAAGAUGGGGCGAGGUCACCCUGAUACACUGGAAAGUAUGCAUGAGAUGGGAGUCCUGUUGAAGGAAGCCGGGCGGAUUCAGGAGGCAGAGCAGCUCUUCCGCGAAGGCCUCGAGAGCAGCCGCCAGACCUUGGGCGGUGUCCACCAGCGAACUGUCGAUUUCAACAACAGCCUGGCUCGCAUGCUUGAGGAGAACGGCCGAGCGGGUGAUGUGCCCGCCCCGGCCACCUUCAAAGAAUGGCUGGCCGGGCACUGGACCCCUCAGGCCGGCCAGCCACACCUCGGAAUCCCCGGCAGCGGAUCGCGCCAACCGAAGGGGGACUUGGAUGCGGAAAUCGGGCGGCUCAUGCUGGCAGACGACUCAGACGAGGAGCUUGAGCAUGCUUUGCGGUCCCAGGGCCAGAUGGCUGGUGGUGGUGCAGCUGCAGCGCGUGUGUUGCGGGAAG